AUGAACGUCGAUGAUGUCGAGGACCGCGAUGGCGUUCGCCUCUCCUGGAACGUAUGGCCCUCGUCCAAGAUCGAGGCAACCAGGACCGUAGUCCCCAUCAGCGCCCUCUACACCCCUCUCAAGGAGCGCGAGGACCUGCCCCCCGUCCUCUACGAGCCCGUCACCUGCAAGCCCCCCUGCCGUGCCGUGCUCAACCCUUACUGCCAAAUCGACGUGCGCGGCAAGCUCUGGAUCUGCCCCUUCUGUCUCUCGCGCAACGCCUUCCCCCCGCACUACAAGGACAUCAGCAGCACCAACCUCCCCGCAGAGCUACUCCCCAAGUACACCACCAUCGAGUAUACCCUCAGCCGCCCCGCACAGAUCCCACCCAUCUUCCUCUACGUCGUCGACACCUGCAUGGACGACGACGACCUCAAGGCCCUCCGCGAGUCGCUCGUCGUCAGCCUCAGCCUCCUCCCGCCCAACGCACUCGUCGGCCUCAUCACCUACGGCACCAUGGCCCAGGUCCACGAGCUCGGCUACGACGCCUGUCCCAAGAGCUACGUCUUCCGCGGCACCAAGGAGUACGCUCCCAAGGCCAUCCAGGACAUGCUCGGCCUCAACCCGGGCGCCCGUCCCAUGGGGCCCGGCGCUCCCGGCGCUCCCGGCGGGCCCUCCCAGGCUCCUCGUCCGCCCAACGCAACCGCCCAGAUGGGCGCCUCGCGCUUCCUCCUCCCCGUCUCCCAGUGCGAGUUCCAGCUGACUCAGAUCCUCGAGCAGCUCCAGAAGGACCCCUGGCCCGUCGCCAACGACAAGCGCAGCCAGCGCUGCACCGGCGUCGCCCUCAGCGUCGCCGUCGGCAUGCUCGAAACCACCUUCCCCAACACGGGCGCACGCGUCAUGCUCUUCUGCGGCGGUCCCGCCACCGAGGGCCCCGGCAUGGUCGUCUCCACCGAGCUGCGCGAGCGCAUCCGCUCCCACCACGACAUUGACAAGGACAAUGCAAAGUACUACAAGCGCGCCAUCAAGUUCUACGAGGCCAUGGCAAAGCGCGCCGCCGGCAACGGCCACACCAUCGACGUCUUUGCCGGAUGCCUCGACCAGGUCGGCCUGCUCGAGAUGAAGGGCCUCUGCAACCUCACCAACGGCCACAUGAUCCUCGCAGACAGCUUCCAGAUGGGCAUCUUCAAGCAGUCCUUCCACCGCAUCUUUCACAAGGACGACCAGGGCCACCUCCAGAUGGGCUUCAACGCCACGCUCGACGUCCAGUGCACAAAGGAGCUCAAGGUCUCCGGCCUCAUCGGCCACGCCGUCUCGGCCAACAAAAAGUCGGGCUGCGUCGGCGAGACCGAGAUCGGCAUCGGCCAGACCUCGGCGUGGAAGCUCUGCUCGCUCACGCCGCGCACCUCGGCGGGCAUCUACUUUGAGGUGGUCACGCCGCCGGGACAGCCCAUGCAGCCCGGCUCGCGCGGCCUGAUCCAGUUUGUCACGCACUACCAGCACGCCUCGGGUCAGUACCGUCUGCGCGUCACGACGAUCGCACGCAACUUUGCCGAGGGCGGUUCGGGCCAGAUCGCCGCCUCGUUCGACCAGGAGGCCGCCGCGGUGCUCAUGGCGCGCAUCGCCGUAUUCAAGGCCGAGAUCGACGACAGCCCGGACGUGCUGCGCUGGCUCGACCGCAUGCUGAUCCGGCUGUGCCAGAAGUUUGCCGACUAUCGCAAGGACGACCCGACGUCGUUCCGGCUGGGCGAAAACUUUAGCAUCUAUCCGCAGUUCAUGUUCCACCUGCGUCGAUCGCAGUUCCUCCAGGUGUUCAACAACUCGCCCGACGAGACGGCGUUCUACCGCCACGUGCUCAACACGGAGGACGUCAACAACUCGUUGAUCAUGAUCCAGCCCACGCUCAUGUCGUACGGGUUCGAGGGUCCGCCGCAGCCGGUGCUGCUCGACUCGGUGUCGAUCCGGCCGGACGUGGUGUUGCUGCUCGACACGUUCUUCCACAUCCUCAUAUUCCACGGCGAGACGGUGGCGCAGUGGCGAAAGGCCGGGUACCAGGACCAGGAGGGGUACGAAAACUUCAAGGAGGUGCUCGAGAAUCCCAAGGCGGACGCGCAGGAUCUGCUGGCGGACCGCUUCCCCAUCCCGCGCUACAUUGUGUGCGACCAGAACGGAUCGCAGGCGCGCUUCCUGCUCAGCAAGCUCAACCCAAGCACGACGCACAUGAGCGGCGGCAUGUACGGCGCGUCGGGCGGCAGCGGCGCCGCCAUCUUUACCGACGACGUCUCGCUCCAGGUGUUCAUGGAGCAUCUCAAGCGUCUGGCCGUGGGCGCCUCGUCGAACUGA
Molecule: messenger RNA, 2322 nt
Organism: Moesziomyces antarcticus
Lineage: Eukaryota; Fungi; Basidiomycota; Ustilaginomycetes; Ustilaginales; Ustilaginaceae
Product: copii coat protein
Exons: 2
Coding region: 1-2322 (773 amino acids)
Biological process (GO): COPII-coated vesicle budding; intracellular protein transport; endoplasmic reticulum to Golgi vesicle-mediated transport
Cellular component (GO): endoplasmic reticulum exit site; COPII vesicle coat
Molecular function (GO): zinc ion binding; GTPase activator activity
Source: RefSeq, a predicted model, not a curated record